AUGGACAGAGAAUACAACAUCAACAAACUGUCUAAAGAUAGCACAGAAAAAACUACAUUGAUAAAGUACAACACAUCACCAUGGAUACCACGGUGUGUCUAUAGUUCCCGCUCCACCGAAGACCUACUCGUCGGAUUUUUGAACACUAAUACGUGUAGAGAAGGUAAGGUAUUGCGGUAUAACUCCUCGGGAAAACACAUCCAGACCAUACAGUUCCACAACAAGACUGGUCAGAGACUGUAUGAUUCGCCUGAAUACAUCACGGAAAAUCGAAAUGGAGAUGUUAUCGUGUCUGAUUUUGGAGAUCUUGCUGUAGUGGUGACAGAUCGUCGAGGAGGAUUUCGUUUCUCUUGCAAAGAAAGUCCUAAAGGAUCAAAACUAUGCCCAUGGGGAAUCUGCACAGACGCGCUGUCCAACAUUUUGGUUUGUGACAUUUACAGUAGCACAAUCCAUAUAUUUGACAAACAUGGUCACUUUCUGGCACAUUUACCGACAUUAGACGGGAUAGAAAGACCACUGGACCUAAAUUAUGAUGAUAAUACCCACACAAUUUGGGUUGGGUCAUUCAACAAUAACACAGUUAAUAUAUACAGAGUCAUAUGUGGAAACUUUCCAACUGAGGAUAUGCAGUGUACGAAUCAUCCAACCAAACCAUCUGAAAAGUAUUGUGCGGACUGUGAUCUUUCUUUAUGUGAGUACUGUAUUGAUUCCAAGGAACACAGCGGGCAUGAAAUUACAGAAAUUCACAGAAAAGGAGGUGCCAUGCACUCAUGGUGA
Messenger RNA from Saccostrea cuccullata (small rock oyster), 777 nucleotides. RefSeq names its product RING finger protein nhl-1-like. The transcript has 3 exons. The record is from RefSeq and is a predicted model, not a curated record. Gene Ontology annotation, biological process: negative regulation of translation; protein polyubiquitination; proteasome-mediated ubiquitin-dependent protein catabolic process. Bases 1 to 777 code for a protein of 258 amino acids. Gene Ontology annotation, molecular function: zinc ion binding; translation repressor activity; protein binding. NCBI's taxonomy places the organism in Eukaryota, Metazoa, Mollusca, Bivalvia, Ostreida, Ostreidae.